CAAAAAUACGAAACCGCUUGAAAACAAAAGGAAAACAGUAAUUCUCCCAUAUAUAUUUUCAUAUUGGAAAAACUGCAGCGGAUAAAGUGCAAAAAGCGGAAAAGUGCAAAAAGUUUGCGGCAUUGAAAACUUUUUAAUUAUUAUUUACGUUUUGUUUGUGUUUCGUCGAGCAAAUGCACAAAAAAUAACUGUCCAGAGUGCAUGUGUGUGCGUUAAUUUCAGUGUGUUUGUGCGUCGUGAGUGUUGCAAAACGGUUUUUUCAACCAGUGAUUAAAAGCCAAAUGUCACUGUGAAAAUGUCGCAACGAGCCAAUUUUAGCAACAUCAAGAAAAACAUUCAACGACCACAACAAAACCGGCGAAUGCAGCAAAAUGCGAAUCAAGCAACUCAUUUUGAACAUUUAACUAUCUAAAUAAUACAAAAAAAAUCAAUUAAAUUGAAAAUAAUUUCGCGAAAUUAUAAAAACUCAAUUUAAAAAUGAACUGAAACAAAAACAUUUUCGAAAAACAACGCAAAAUUCAAAAAUUGGCAACAUAACUUUUGGUCUUAAAUCAAAUUCAAAAUAAAUCAACAAAAAACGAUUUUUGGCAUAGCUGCGUGCAACAAAACAUCAAAUAAUAUACAAUUAAAUUAUCUCAAAACGUCCACACGUGAAAAUGUUUUGCAUCUAACAUGAUUAACUAAAUCAAUGUAAAUUUUAAAAUCAACAAAAAGGAAAACCAAAACCGUCAGCAAACAAAAACCAGCCCAAAAUCAGUUGAAAAGCCGAGGGAAAUCUUUUUAGAACAAACGCAAAAAACCGCAAAAAUUUAAGCCACCAAAUUGGUAAACUCUUCAAAAUUAUUGGUUCGGACAUACGCAAUACUAAACACAGCAACACAACAACAACAGCAACAUCAACAGCAGCCAUAGCAACUACUACAGUGAUCACUACAGUAAAAGCAACAGCAACAAAAGCAGCAGCAGCAGAUAAAACGUGUGUGUUAGUUUGCAUAAAAAUUUCGUUUCGAUAAAAAAGCAAAGCAAAAAUAUUUAACAAAAGUAAUCGUAAUACAUGUAUUUAUAAAAUAUAUAUAUACCUAUACAUAUAUCUAUGCUUACAAAUUAUAUCGGAGAAUAUUUGGUAAACAAUUUUUGAUAAAAACAAAUCGAGUAUAUACUUAAAUAAUUAAUUAAAUAAUUAAAGAACAUAAACGUUUUGGUCCAAGUGUGCAAAAAGUGCAAGUGAGAUAAAAAUACUGAAAAGAAAAACUGAUAAAUUCAAAAUUAACAUUUGUGAAAAGGUUUACAACUAAAGAUUCUGGAUUUGGAUUAAUGCGAAAAUUUGCAAUUGAAUAUUAAGCAUUUGGCGUGUUCGGAUCUCUCACAGUUUCUGGUUAAAUUUCUAUGCCAACGCCAGUAAAAAAGUUAUCAGCAACGAUAGAAGUAGUGGCAGCAGCUGCGGAAGUGAUCACGAAACCGGAACAAUUCAACGUAACGAGGACGACACACAAGAAAUUAACUAAACAAUUGCAAAAUUCCCUUUGGCUAAGGAUUUGCAGCGGCCGAAUUGCUUUUAUGCUCUGCUGGCAGCUACAAAAUUCCACGAAAUUCCAUUUUGGCAACACGAAAACAAACAAAUCAAUUCGCAGCAGCACCACUGAAAAGCAGCAGCAGCAACAUCAACAUCGAUAUCCAAAAAUCAUUGGCAAAAAUCGUAAACAACGUCAUCGUAGUCGCCGUUCUGGCGCCGUUCAAACAACUUGGAUCCUGAAAGUUAAGGACACCGCUAAAGAUACGGCCACGGAUCGGGACAAGGGUAUAGUUAUAGGCGCAGCGACGGAGGACGCAAAACUGCUGGCAAAAUGGAUCCACAGCAGCAGUUCUGCCUCAAGUGGAACAGUUAUUCGUCAAACUUGGCAAUAACAUUCUCCAAUCUGUUCAAAUCGGAUCUGCUGGCCGAUGUCACACUAUCCUGCGAUGGCGCAGUAUUCAAAGCACACAAACUUAUAUUGGCCGCCUGUUCGAAGAAGUUCGCCGAUCUGUUCGAGAACACGCCCACAAAUGGCCAGUGCGUCAUCAUACUGGAGGCGACCACGCCGGAUAACAUGGCCGCUCUCCUGGAGUUCAUGUACAAGGGCGAGGUCCACGUCUCCCAGGAGGCACUCAACAGUUUCCUCAAGUCCGCCGAGAGUUUGCAGGUCAAAGGUCUGUCCACAGAAACGGGCCGUCUGGCGGCCCAGCAGGCGCAACAACACAUGGGUGACCUAUCGCCGCUGGACUCGCCAACGGGCAGGCGGAGCAUUAGGAACAGCCUAAGCGGCGGCAACGGCAGCAGUAUCGUUCCCGGUGGCGUCGGCAUCGGUCUGGGCGGAGGAGGAGUAACGGGGGCGAACUCGAUACCCGGCAUGGGCAUCGGCAACGGCUUGAGUUUGGCCGGCAUGGCGGCAGCCGGAGGAAUGGCGGCGGCUGCCAAUGCGGCGGCCAGCAGCCUGAGCACCCUGGCGGCCAGUGCGAAUAUCGUGGACAGAUGCGGCAGUGCCGGUGGCAACAUCAUCGGCGGAACGGCUGGCGGCAUUGGUGGCUCGCACAGCGGAGGAGCGGGAAAUAACGGAGGCGGCGGAGUAGGAGGAAUCGGAGGCAAUGGCGUGGGCAGCAGUGCCGGCAACAAUGGACCCAUUAGCCUGGGAAGCGGCGCUGGCGCUGCUCACCAUCUGGGCGGAUCCACCGGCAUCUUGAAGCAGGAAUGCGACUCCAUGAUGCAUCCGGGCAGCAGCAGUUCCUCAUCCGGAAUGGGCUACACCCAUGUGCCGCCCAUCUACCGGCCGAUUAACUACGAACCUCCGCGCAAGAGAGCCAUCGUCCGUAGUCCGUACUCGGAGCAGGAGCAGCGCGGCUCGGUGCUGCGCGAUGGCUCCAAGUCCUCCGAGUGUCCCAGCCCAAUCAACAAGCCGCCGUACCACCGACCCUCGUCCAGCGCCUCCUCCACGGCGCCCACCGAGGCAGAUACCAUGCACUCCGAACGCGCUUCGCCACAGUCCAGUCGCUACGAGAACCACAGUCCCAGCACCACAGCGGGAAAUGGCAAUGCCACCAGUGGCCUGGAUCGCAUAGUGAAAUCGGAGCGCAACAAUGGCAGUGCAAAUGAGGCUAACGACGACGACCGCGAGCUAAUGGACGAGUCCACAGACAACGGAGCUGAGGAUCUGCGCGUGAAGCUGGAGAACUUGAAGUACUCACCGCCGCCGCCGCCGAACUCGAACACCUCGUCGACCACACCGAAUGCCCUGCUGGAGAACCUCAAGGCGGACGGCACGCUCUCGAGCAAUCUGGCCGCCUCGAUAGCGCCGGCGGACAUGCUGAACGUUUGGAACGCGACCAAGAUGAACAACAAGAACAGCGUAAAUACGGCCGACGGGAAGAAGUUAAAGUGUCUGUACUGCGAUCGCCUGUACGGCUAUGAGACGAAUCUACGGGCCCACAUCCGGCAGCGUCAUCAGGGCAUCCGGGUGCCGUGUCCCUUCUGCGAGCGCACCUUCACGCGGAACAACACGGUGCGGCGACACAUUGCCCGGGAGCACAAGCAGGAGAUUGGAUUGGCGGCGGGAGCAACCAUAGCACCGGCUCACCUGGCCGCAGCGGCUUCGGCAGCAGCGGCGGCAACAGCGGCGGCCAGCAAUCAUUCACCAUAGGAAGCGGCCGCAACAGCAGCGGCAUCAGUAGUCAUGAACGCCCACAAGGAGGCGGCAAAGCAGCGCAAACGUAAAUCACUCAAGAUGGCACUCGAGAAGUGCAUGCAGCGAAGGGAUGCAAUGGUGGCGGAAACAACAACGAACGCCACGGAGACGACGGGGGCAGGAGGAGCAGCAGGAGAUGGGGCAGAAAAAGAGGCAGUGGAUGGGGCAGCAUCGGAAGAGGGAGCAACGCUCACCUACGAACAGCAGCAGCAGCGAAUGCACCAAGAGCUGACGCAGCAGAUCAGGGCGGCCAUGGCGGCGGAACAGGCGGCCGAGGCCAUGGACUCCACCAUAAACACCACGGUUAACACAACCACCACCACUACAACCACCACGAACACCACUGGCACCACCAGUGAUGGUUGCAGUGAUGCGGAGGCCAGCGAUGGCAGUGAUCGACCCAUGGAAGUGGACGAGGAGGAUCAGGCGCCGGAACCGCAGCCAGGAUCCGAACUCGUGGUGGUCGAGCCCAAGAUCGAGGUGCUAUCGGAGUCCGAGGACGAUGACGAGGAAGAUCGUCUGCACAUGUCCGAAACGGAACCGGUUAUCCAGGCCGAAGCCAUUUACGAUCACAUGCCCCAAACGCCCACCAGCCCCCCACCCCCACCACACACACAAACGCCCACUUUGACCUCCACGCCCAAGGUCAAUGUGGAGCAAUAGGAUGAGGAGAAACGCCCCCCAAAGAAGCUGCUUAGAUUUAGGCUAAGAAUCGAUGAUGAUGAUGAAGAUGGAGUGAAAGAUGAGUGAUUUACGAAAAACGAUUUACGCGCGCGCAAGAAAAAGAAGAUGAUGAUAUAUGACUACUGAUGCAACUGCUGUUGCCCUCGGAGACCACCUACCAGGAUGACAAGUGAAGUCCCUUGAAACGGGGAAAAAUGAUUAAUAUAAUAACUGAAAACAAAGAAUUACUAAUAUGAUAAGAUUUACACCAAACA
Molecule: messenger RNA, 4654 nt
Organism: Drosophila takahashii
Lineage: Eukaryota; Metazoa; Arthropoda; Insecta; Diptera; Drosophilidae
Gene: chinmo
Product: Chronologically inappropriate morphogenesis
Biological process (GO): regulation of transcription by RNA polymerase II
Cellular component (GO): nucleus
Molecular function (GO): protein binding
Source: RefSeq, a predicted model, not a curated record